This is a messenger RNA of Cladophialophora carrionii CBS 160.54, 1881 nucleotides long. RefSeq lists its product as uncharacterized. The record is from RefSeq and is a predicted model, not a curated record. The transcript is spliced from 3 exons. Gene Ontology annotation, biological process: DNA-templated transcription. Gene Ontology annotation, molecular function: zinc ion binding; DNA binding. The coding region runs from base 1 to 1881 and encodes 626 amino acids. NCBI's taxonomy places the organism in Eukaryota, Fungi, Ascomycota, Eurotiomycetes, Chaetothyriales, Herpotrichiellaceae.
AUGACUUCCAGGUGGAUUCGCAAUGAAUCAGAUCCAGUUGAGCGUUUCUUGAACCUGGACAAGAGCACGACUUGUCAUGCUGUCUCAGACCCCGGCUUGUCUGGCUUCUCUUCAGGAAGAAAGCGACGACGCAUUGGCACCGAGGGACACACUCUCUCGUACACCAAAUCGCCGUAUCCCAACACGCUAUAUCCACAAGGCAAAGAGACUGCCACCACGGGCGAACUUCCACGACCGCGUUCUCAACAGUCGGCUUCAAUAAUUGACCCACCGUCGUCGACCAAUUGGUCAGGUCCAGCUCUCCGUGUCGGCAGUGCCCAAGAUCCCAGUCCCAACAACGAGACGUACAUUGGCAGGGCGCACUAUCUGGACCAUGAUACACCAUUUGAUGAGACACAGGCUCGCGAUGCCACCGAGUCCGCACGGCGGCAGCCCUCCGAGUCAGAAAAUGCUGUACUACAGCUCUUCAGUGCUUUCGAGUUGCCACCACGAGCAAUCUUCCGCAGUCUGCUCGAUAGUUUUCUAACCUACUGUCAACCUUGGACACCUGUCCUCACGCGUGGCGAACUGGAUCACAGCGACCAGCAAGCUCCGUCAUAUAUCAUCUGUCAAUCGAUGUUUCUGGCUGCGAGCCGGGUCUCGACUGCUUCAAGUAUACAUUCAUUUGCUACACCAGAUCAGUUCUAUCAGCGAGCCAAGGCUCUUUUCUUUAUGAACCACGAGCUUGAUGCGUUGGCGAUAAUAAAAGCGACUAUCAUGUUGCAGUGGUAUACGCCCGUGGGGCCAGAGCAAGUCUCUUACGAUGCUGGCGAGUUCUGGCUCAGAGUAGGAGUGGCCAUAGCUGUUCAGAUUGGUCUCCACCGCGAGGCGCCGCCCGGACCUACCACUGCUGCGCGGAGAAGAAUCUGGUGGACUCUAAGGACGCGGGACGCACUGAUGACAGUAGCCCAUGGUCGGCCCCGGGCGAUCAGCCGACACGACACCAAUGUGGCCCCUAUACGACCAGACGAACUUGCAGACGCCGCUGGUGAAGGCGAUGGACAAUUAUUUGUCGCCUACACGAAUAUUUGCUGUAUCCUGGGUGAUAUCUCCGAAAUAUGUUCAAGAAACACCAUGACGCUGGCAAAGCAUCAAAACUUCGAGAACCUUCUGCAUGAAUGGCCUUCCCAGGUUCCCAACCACCUUCGUUUCCCCAAUUUUGGCGUGAGCACAGAGACAUACAUGUCAUUGCAGUCUCAGCUCAAUCUUCGCCAACUUCACCUUCCAUACCUGCUCAGCCUCGCCAUCAUCGGUCGUUCACUUAAAAAUGAAACAAUCUCGGCUCAACCUGUCAUCGCGGCAUCUUUCGUUGCAGGCAUCUUCCGGGACUUUCUUGCGCGGGAUGAAAUCAAACAUCUCGCACCAAUCUUCUCACGAUACUGCAUCGCUUCUGGAUUUUUCCUGGCUUUGUUGCAACCUCUCUCAGAACUUUGGACCGCUUGUCAACCCGACAUGGAUGUUUUCCGCAAAUCUCUCCAAGAACUGGGUCAAAGAUGGAAGUCGGCCAAAUCAGGGCUGAGAGCUCUGGAACACUUUAUUUCCCUACGUGAGAAACAACCACGGCGAGCCGUACAGGUCGUGUGGCUUACCGACCACCAAAGAAGAUUCUUCGACUGCUUCCCGCGUGACUAUUGCCUCAGUUGGGUCAGCCUCUACGAACACUGUAGACUCAAUCCUAGAGCUCCGGACCCUUUGGACGGGAAUGCGACAACGGACACGAAUAUCCCCUCGGUUGCCACAUCGGUCAUUGACAAUGUAGCCGAAGAUCAUUGGGCAUUCAAUGACGCGGAUUUCGAACAAUUCAUGUGGACCAAUACUGAAGACUGGUUUUCCAAUCUCUAA